AUUAUAUAUACAUCUAAACACUUAUUAUGUUGCCAGUAAUUCAUUCCUUUACUUGCGAACGUAUUCAUUACUUUAUGAAUUCCUAUUAUACAGUGAAUAUACAUUCUGAUUAAAUUAGAAUUAACAAGGUAAAUCUUAUAAUAAGAAAUCAAAGUUUAAAUCAUAAACCACAAAGUAUAUUUGCCCGCUCGAUUUUGAAAACAAAGUCUAUUGGUAUACAGAACAAUAGAAGAUUCAUGCUUUUGGGAUAAUAGUAAGAAACAAAGUAAAGUUCUUUAAGGGAAAUCAUAAAGAUAUGGAAGAAAUGCGAAAAUUAAUAGCAUGUAAAAUUAUAUUUGAUGGGAUUGUAAGUUUAUACAAAUGCAAUCGUUAAAUAGGAGAGGGAGCAGAUAGUAAAGUAUUUAAAGUUGAAGACAUUGUUAAUAAAUCUUCAUGGGCAUUAAAAUGUUUAGAGAGAAAGGAUGAUUUUUAUUAGGAAAUAAGAAUGCAUUAGAACUUAGAACACAAUCAUAUAAUUCAAUUUAAAGAAUAUUUUUAGGGUGAAUAAUAUUAUUAUAUUGUAAUGGAACUUAUGGGAGGAUAAACAUUAUCAAAAUUAUUUGAGAGAAAUCUAAUUACAACACAUUAACAAUGCAAAACUAUUAUUUAAGUAAUUUAAUCUAUAAAUAUUAGGCUCUAUUGCUUGCAUUAGUCUACUUAAAAAAUGAGGGUAUUAUUCAUAGAGACAUUAAGCCAGCUAAUAUUAUGUUUUCAUAAUGUGGAAAGCUUGAUAGUUUAAAAUUAGUAGAUUUCAAUUUUGCUAUCAGAUCAUCUGAUACAAAUGUUUAACCUAUAUUAUAUGGAAUGUAUACUGCACCAGAAGCAUUAUGUGAUAAUCCUAUCUAUACAGAUAAAAUGGAUGUUUAUAGUUGUGGAGCAAUCUUAUAUAAAUUAUAUUCAGGAGAAGAUAUUCAUUCUAUCAAAUAUAUGUAAGAAUCUAAUUUGUUUUACAACAUUAUAAAGUCAGGGUCCAUUGAUUUCAAAGUAUUAGAAAAAACUAGUGUACCUAAUAAUGCCAUUUAAUUGAUUAAAGCUUUAUUAGAAAGUGAUCCUACUAAAAGAGUCACUGCUUCAGAAGCAUUACAAUUUGAUUACUUUUAAAGUGAUUCUUUAAGUCCUAUUGAAAAGAGAUCUCGUUUUUAACAAAGAUAUCAAAAUGAUAGUUUAAAAAUUGGAAUAACUGCUGAUUUUGAAAUGAAUAUUGGAUAAGAUGCUAAAUGUGCUAAUGUCAGAUAAAUCGAGAUUAAUCAUCACCCUUGA
Paramecium sonneborni is the source of this 1299-nucleotide messenger RNA. The record is from the annotation of a GenBank genome assembly. Lineage: Eukaryota; Ciliophora; Oligohymenophorea; Peniculida; Parameciidae.